Molecule: messenger RNA, 680 nt
Organism: Corvus hawaiiensis (hawaiian crow)
Lineage: Eukaryota; Metazoa; Chordata; Aves; Passeriformes; Corvidae
Gene: MLANA
Product: melan-A
Exons: 5
Coding region: 131-472 (113 amino acids)
Cellular component (GO): melanosome; trans-Golgi network; endoplasmic reticulum membrane
Source: RefSeq, a predicted model, not a curated record
CUCGUGAUAGUCAUAAGAGGACAGAUCAAAGGAGAAAAAAACAGACCAAGUCAAAGAAAGCUGCACAUGCCUUCAGUUAACAGACAGAAUACAGGUCCGAAGGAGGUUUGAGCAGGACCAACCUCACAAAAUGCCCAGAAGAUAUAACCACCUGGAUGGCAACUAUUUCAAAGGGAAAGGACACGCCUAUUUUGCAGCAGAAGAAGCUCUGGGUAUUGGACUUUUCAUUUUGGUGCUGGCAAUUUUACUUGCCUUUGGCUGCUGGUAUUACAAAAGACGUAGUGGCUACAAAAGUCUGCGGAGCAAAAACACUAGUAUGAGCACAAUACGAAAGGUGGUAGGUGAGGAAGCAAUACUGGACUGCAAAAUGGCUCUGCAGGACUACAGAGACUUUAAUUCUGUGGUACCUGAUGCUCCACCAGCUUAUGACAAAAUUGCUGCAGAUCAGUCACCACCACCUUAUUCACCAUGAUAACAUGAAAUUUGAAGUCCUAAACAUACUGAUUACAUUUCUUCAUGCUCGCUAUUAAUUUCCCGUAUAUGCUUAACUUUCUCAAAGCUCAAAUCAAACAAAAGAAAACAACAUGUUUUCAUUAGCAGUUGGUGAAAAGUAUUCCCGCUUAAUUUACAGAACUGGUCCUUGAAAUGCCUUAAUAAAUCUGAAUGUGCUUUCGUUUAAA